Lethenteron reissneri (Far Eastern brook lamprey) is the source of this 6571-nucleotide messenger RNA. Its product is annotated as long-chain fatty acid transport protein 2-like. Gene Ontology annotation, molecular function: long-chain fatty acid transmembrane transporter activity; long-chain fatty acid-CoA ligase activity. The record is from RefSeq and is a predicted model, not a curated record. Gene Ontology annotation, cellular component: endoplasmic reticulum membrane; plasma membrane. Gene Ontology annotation, biological process: long-chain fatty acid metabolic process; long-chain fatty acid import into cell. Lineage: Eukaryota; Metazoa; Chordata; Hyperoartia; Petromyzontiformes; Petromyzontidae.
AGCCCCGCCCUCCACGCGGAGCACGCGGCAACUCCAACAGCAACAAGUUGGGGGCUGCUGCUGCUGCUGCCGUGGAGGAAUUCACGGUGGUGGUGCUGGGGCGGGUCCCCUUUUCUCUACCGAGACCCCUGAGCCACGCACCCCUUCGUCGCCGCUCCUCUUACCUCGAGUGCCACCCCGAGCGGCGGCGACCCCCGAGGGAGGAGCGGACACCCCUCACCCCGUCCCAAUCACCCCUCACCCCGUCCCAAUCACCCCGUGAAUACGUCUCGAGACAGCGAGGGGGACGCUCGCCGCGCGCCCGUGGCUACCAUGCUGCCUCUGCUGGCCGCCGUGGUGGUGGGGGGCGCCCUGCUGGUGCUCCUGCUGUCGGGGUACGCCCCGAGCCGCGUGUUGUCCGCCUGCACGGACACGCUGUACGAGACGCGGCAGCUGUUCCGCACGCUCCGGAUGGCCGCGCGCCUCGCCGGCUACGCGCGGCGUCGGCCGACCUUCACCAUCGUGCAGCGGCUGCUGCAGCAGGCGCGGGAGCGGCCGCGGCGGCCCUUCGUCGUCUGCGACGGCCACGCCACGCUCACGUACGAGGCCGCCGAGCGGGAGAGCCGCCGGCUCGCGUGGCUGUUGAAGCGGCGCGCCGGGCUCGUGGCGGGCAGCACCGUGGCGCUGCUGGUGGGGAACGAGCCGCUGUUCGUGCUCGCGUGGAUGGCCCUGGCCCGGAUCGGCUGCACCGCCGCCUUCCUCAACCACAACCUCCGCGCGCGCUCCCUGCUGCACUGCCUCUCGUGCAGCGGGGCCACCACGCUGCUCGCCGGGCACGACAUGGCGGAGCUGCUGGAGCAGGUCCUGCCGGACGCGCGCAGUAGCGGCGUCACCGCCUGGUUCCUCGGCUCCUCCUCCCCGCUGCCCGGGGUGGGGGCCCUGGAAGGACCUGACGACGCGAUGAGGGGCCCGGACCCCAAUGGGGAAGCCGACGGAGGGGACCCCCUGCCUCCACUGCCGGAGGACAGCUGUGAGGACGUGAAGAUGGACUCCAGCUUCGUGUACAUCUACACGUCUGGGACCACGGGUCUCCCGAAGGCGGCGAUUGUGAACCAAUUACGGUUCUGGCGCGGCGCGAUGCUGCUGGAGGCAUGUGGUGUGACGGAGCACGACGUUGUGUACUCGCCUCUGCCGCUCUACCACAGCGCCGCGUCGCUCAUCGGCAUCGGAGGCUGCAUCAACCUGGGCGCCACGCUGGUGCUGCGGAAGAAGUUCUCUGCAAGCCACUUCUGGAGCGACUGCCGCAAGCAUGAUGUCACCGUGGUGCAGUAUAUUGGGGAGUUGCUGCGCUACCUCUGUAACCAGCCCAAGCGCCCCGGCGAGUCUGAGCACGGUGUGCGCAUGGCCGUGGGGAACGGGCUGCGCCAGGACGUGUGGCAGGACUUCUUGGAUCGCUUUGGUCCGAUCCGUGUGUGCGAGUUCUACGCGGCCACCGAGGGCAACAUCGGCCUCCUUAACCACCGCGGCAAACCGGGGGCCAUUGGCUACAUCGGCUUGCUGUCCAAGAUCAUGUUCCCAUUGGCGGUGUUGCGUUACGACAUGGAGAAGGAGGAGCCGUGGCGGGGCCCGGAGGGGUGGUGCGAGCGGGUGCGGCCCGGCGAGGUGGGCCUGCUGGUGGGAUACGUGACGCCGCGAUCGCCGUUCUCGGGCUACGCGGGGAACCGUUCGCAAUCCGAGCGGAAGCUCCUGCACGGAGUGUUCCGCCGUGGUGACGUCUACUUCAACACGGGUGACCUGAUCCGCGUGGAGCACGACGGAUACGUCUACUUCAGCGACCGCACGGGAGAUACGUUCAGGUGGAAGGGAGAGAAUGUGGCGACGCUUGAGGUCGCCGACGUGCUCAGCCUGACAGAGCAAGUCGCCGAGGUCAACGUGUACGGGGUCACCGUGCCAGGCCAUGAGGGCCGCGUGGGGAUGGCGGCACUGGUCUUGCGCGAUGGCCGCUCCUCGCUGGACGGGGCGGCGCUCGCUCGCCACGUGGUGCUCCACCUCCCCACCUAUGCUCGUCCUCGCUUCCUGCGCAUCCAGGAGGAGCUGGAGAUGACGGGCACGAUGAAGCAGCGCAAGGUGCGGCUGGUGUCUGAGGGGUUCGACCCCGGGUCGAUGCACGACCCCCUCUACGUGCUGGACGAUGCGGAGGGGGCGUAUGUGCCGCUCACCUCCUCGCUGUACCACAAACUCGUCACAGGCGCCGUCAAGUUGUGACGCACGUGCCAGCACACACACACGCAGACAGACUAAACACACGCAGACACAAAGACAAAGGUCUCCCGGGGCAAGUGCUGUUAUCGAGCACCUAUGAAAGCGAGUUAUGGCACACGGGUAACCUGGAACACGCCCGGUAACCUAUCAUUUAUACACCCCACCAGGUACUGUACUCGUUGAAUGCUGAGCCGGCCUUGGGGCGGCCCAAGACUAGUUCGGAUAUUCACUACUGUUAUUGGAAAUUAACUCCGGUCACCAGGGUUGUUGCGCAGAAUACUAACCACCACACUUCUACUCCUAUUUUCACUACGUAAGGCAAACGCACACACAGACACGUACGCGCUGAUACGGACACACGUGCACACUCACACAAUCGAACUAGCACUCACUCGCUCAUGUUCGUGCAGUCACACACACAGAGAUGGCCACUCUUUGCACACGUAGGCAAUUGGGACCAAGUGCUGCUUGCGAGCACCAAUUUAGGCCCGCGUCGGUAAUUCCACCCAGCAGGUGCCACCAAGCGUGGCUGUUGUCCGUCGCACUGGGUUGAGACCUCCGUUGGUGAGCUACGUUGAUGACCUGAACGUAUUUAACGCUUUUGCAGUGAGCUGGAUGUGAAUGGCACUGGCUUUGAGGGGCUGUGUACAAGCCAGUUUGGCGUGACGAAUGGGGUUCCGAUUGGACGCGGUUUGUGAUGAGUCGGUUUUGUAUGCUAGCUCGGGUGAGCCGGCUUAAUUCGUUGUCACGAAUUAGUUGAGUUCUUAGGGACGACUUUGGUUCAUAGUGACCAGGGCGCUAGGUUUAUAGUCCCUGUGGUUUACGAGCCAGCCUCGUAAUGAGUCCAGUUUCUCAUUAGUCUGGAUUACAGCAGUGGCACUGCUGCCACAGCACUACGGAGCGAGUUUCUUGAAUUCCCCCCCCACUACCCCUGUCCGCCCAGCAGCAGCGUAAAUGAGUUCAUCACAGCUAAGUCGAUCGACAGGUAGCUUGUAGUGGGUUGAAGUGUGGGUACUCUUAUCUCUUUCAAGACGUGUGGUCAGCGUGCAAGAGAAGGCCAAAUAUCCUCCCAUGGGGUUCUCUUUGAGAGUCCCCUCUGUUGGAGGAGGCCCCUUCUGCCAAUAGUGGCAUGAGCGAGAAGUUGCAGGGCUGCACCUGUUAUAAUGAAGCAGGGCUAUAAUUGAUGAGGAUUAUAGACCAGCGUUAUAGUUUGUGGUUCAUAGGCCUGGUGUGUCAAGAGCCAGGCUUACAGGAGGUGGGGUAGUUUAUAAUGAGCCGGGGUUAAGACCCACUUGAGUUUCUCUGCCCAUGGAACAGCAGUAUAGCCAUCGUGAUGCCACGCCACGGUGAUCAGGCAGGGCCUCCUGUCUCCUCCACCGGAGUGUGGGUCAUGGAGACAGACAAUACGACAGGACUAGUCACCACGAGUAGUAGUUCUACACACGAGCAGUAAUUACACACACGAGUAGUAGUUCUACACACGAGCAGUAAUUACACACACGAGCAGUAAUUACACACACGAGUAGUAGUUCUACACACGAGCAGUAAUUACACACACGAGCAGUAAUUACACACACGAGUAGUAGUUCUACACACGAGCAGUAAUUACACACACGAGCAGUAAUUACACACACGAGCAGUAAUUACACACACGAGCAGUAAUUACACACACGAGCAGUAAUUACACACACGAGCAGUAAUUACACACACGAGUAGUAGUUCUACACACGAGCAGUAAUUACACACACGAGCAGUAAUUACACACACGAGUAGUAGUUCUACACACGAGCAGUAAUUACACAGACGAGCAGUAAUUACACACACGAGCAGUAAUUACACACACGAGCAGUAAUUACACACACGAGUAGUAAUUACACACACGAGUAGUAAUUACACACACGAGCAGUAAUUACACACACGAGUAGUAAUUACACACACGAGUAGUAAUUACACACACGAGCAGUAGUUCUACACACGAGCAGUAAUUACACACACGAGCAGUAGUUCUACACACGAGCAGUAAUUACACACACGAGCAGUAAUUACACACACGAGCAGUAGUUCUACACACGAGUAGUAAUUACACACACGAGCAGUAAUUACACACACGAGCAGUAGUUCUACACACGAGUAGUAAUUACACACACGAGUAGUAGUUACACACACGAGCAGUAGUUCUACACACGAGUAGUAAUUACACACACGAGCAGUAAUUACACACACGAGUAGUAGUUCUACACACGAGCAGUGAUUACACACACGAGCAGUAAUUACACACACGAGCAGUAAUUCUACACACGAGUAGUAAUUACACACACGAGCAGUAAUUACACACACGAGCAGUAAUUCUACACACGAGUAGUAAUUACACACACGAGCAGUAAUUCUACACACGAGCAGUAAUUACACACACGAGUAGUAGUUCUACACACGAGCAGUAAUUACACACACGAGCAGUAAUUACACACACGAGCAGUAAUUCUACACACGAGUAGUAAUUACACACACGAGCAGUAAAUCUACACACGAGCAGUAAUUCUACACACGAGCAGUAAUUACACACGAGUAGUAGUUCUACACACGAGCAGUAAUUCUACACACGAGCAGUAAUUACACACACGAGCAGUAAUUACACACACGAGCAGUAAUUCUACACACGAGUAGUAAUUACACACACGAGCAGUAAAUCUACACACGAGCAGUAAUUACACACACGAGUAGUAGUUACACACACGAGCAGUAAUUCUACACACGAGCAGUAAUUACACACACGAGUAGUAGUUACACACACGAGCAGUAAUUACACACACGAGUAGUAGUUACACACACGAGUAGUAGUUCUACACACGAGCAGUAAUUACACACACGAGCAGUAAUUACACACACGAGCAGUAAUUACACACACGAGUAGUAGUUACACACACGAGCAGUAAUUACACACACGAGUAGUAGUUACACACACGAGCAGUAGUUCUACACACGAGUAGUAAUUACACACACGAGCAGUAAUUACACACACGAGUAGUAGUUCUACACACGAGCAGUAAUUACACACACGAGCAGUAAUUACACACACGAGCAGUAAUUACACACACGAGUAGUAGUUACACACACGAGCAGUAAUUACACACACGAGUAGUAGUUACACACACGAGCAGUAGUUCUACACACGAGUAGUAAUUACACACACGAGCAGUAAUUACACACACGAGUAGUAGUUCUACACACGAGCAGUAAUUACACACACGAGUAGUAGUUCUACACACGAGCAGUAAUUACACACACGAGUAGUAGUUCUACACACGAGUAGUAGUUACACACACGAGCAGUAAUUACACACACGAGCAGUAAUUACACACACGAGCAGUAAUUACACACACGAGCAGUAAUUACACACACGAGUAGUAAUUACACACACGAGUAGUAGUUCUACACACGAGUAGUAGUUACACACACGAGCAGUAAUUACACACACGAGUAGUAGUUACACACACGAGCAGUAAUUACACACACGAGCAGUAAUUACACACACGAGUAGUAGUUCUACACACGAGUAGUAAUUACACACACGAGCAGUAAUUACACACACGAGCAGUAAUUACACACACGAGCAGGAAUUCUACACACGAGUAGUAGUUCUACACACGAGCAGUAAUUACGCACAAUAAUCACUGUAAAACAACUGUAAAGGUAGCAGAAAUAAGAUGCCAAUCGCUGCAAUACGAACUGUGGAUGCCAGUCAUGGUACAUGGCAAAGGUUCAACAAUGAUUUUUACCGAUUAUGUUCGGUAUUCACAUCGUUCAUAGAGUGCAGGGCCACCACAGAAGCAUAACCGUGUCUUACAGAUCGGUAGCGUCUUCCAGGAGGGAGUGAGGUUGCUUUGUGACGCUGGCACGCAAUGGCCUGCUCGCUUCAGGUGACGUCACAGGGCUCGGACUGCACGUGGUGUGUUUGGGUGAACACACUGGGCAGCAUUAACGGGGGUGGCCUGCCAGGAUCGGACCGAAAAACCUCUGCACCGACCGGCGAACGCACUGCCACUGGGCCUUGCAUGUGUUGCCUGCGUCAUUACUCUUAUUCGUGUCCGACCUGCAGAAUUCUCUGUCAGAGCCUCAGGUUUACAGAGAAAGCGUUGGGAUUGUUUGUAUCCGCUGUGAAUGUUAUGGGCGAUGUGCAAGGAACAACUGCCGCUGCUGUUUUCACUUUUGUCAGAUUAAUUUUUUAUGAAGACUAAUUUUAACCGUUUUAUAAACGUGCUAUCAUUCUGAUUUUAUGACGCUGCGAGAGACGGAGACUGCGUGAAUAAAUAACACAACGAGGCGAAGAUGA